Vitrella brassicaformis is the source of this 3857-nucleotide messenger RNA. The record is from the annotation of a GenBank genome assembly. Lineage: Eukaryota; Vitrellaceae.
CGUGCUUCCUUUUAUGUGUCUGCGUGUAGCUUACAUGUAUGCGUGUGCGUGUGCGUGCGUGCGGGUGGGGCGGGUUGUCUGCACGUCCUAACGCUACUGCGAUGCUCUGGGUACCUACCUGCGGUCUUUCUUUCCCUGACUUGUCCAAGGCCUGCCUGACACACAUGAGUGAGUGAAUGAGUGAGUGGAGCAGACACCUUCUAGUGUAGGGACAUAGAGCAUGUUGGUGCAUGCGGGACCAUACAGACACCAGAGAACAUUGCUUACAAAGAGAGAAUUUCAAUCAUGAACUCCACGAAUUACGGCCCCCAUGCACAGCAGGCGGCCCCCAUACACAGCAGGAAGGACAGCACAUUCAUGGAGUCAGUCGUGUCUGAAUCAUAUGUUUGUAUGUAUAGCACCACACCGGGUCAUCCAUCCAUCCAUCCGCCCAUCCAUACGUCUCUCUGUCUGCACAUAAUGGACGCAUGGAUGGGAGGCUACGCUAGGACAAAGUCAGUCCGGCACUGCCAAGCAGGGAUUCAGGCUACAACGGUGCUACCAUCCUAUGGGUGGUAAUUCACUCGACCUCGGCCGCAGCAGCGGCCGCCUGUUCUUCUGUAUGCGGCUGGUCCAUGACCUCGUCGUCGUCGUCCAAGUAGAUGCUCUCGGCCUUAACACACUCACACAUACAUUACUCGAACACGCCAUCAAGUGCCUGACUGCCUGCCGUAGUUGUGCGUCCGUCGUACCGGCUGCCAGAUCUGUAGUAUGUUGUCUUCGGCCACAGACGCUACCACCUGCACACACAUCGACCGACGGAGAGAAAGGUGGGUGUGUCUGUCUGUUGCAAGCACAACCGCUUCCUUGGCCGGCCGGCCACCCCUCGCCCACUUACCCAUUCGCACCCCUCGUUGGGGUUCCAGCUGAAAUCAGACACCUUGGACGUGUGACCGCCAUGCACAAACUGAUACACACACACAGACAGACAGACACACUUCUCCUCUACUGUCCUUCACACACUCGUGUGUGUGUGUGUGUGUACGAGCAGCUCCGGUGGGCCGUCCUCCGCGUCUUGCUGGCUCUGCUCCUCCCCUGAUCACCCACGUGAAACCAAACAACAAACCGAGCAUACAUACCCCCACAAAGCAAAUCCAGUGCGACCUGGCCAAGCUAUGUCAUGUCAUGUUGGUGCCUGCGUCCUGCCUGCCUGCCUUACUUACUUACUUACCGAUUCGGCUGAGGUCCCAGAUGUUGACACGCCGAUCGGCAGAGGCUGAUGGACAGACAGACAGUCAGACUUACACGUGUAUGGCUGGCUCAUUGCAUUCAUUGUGUGCACUGCACUGCCCUCGGUUGGUUAGUUACCUGAUCCUAGGAUGGUCUCAUUGAAGGGUGCAAAGUGGACGCGGAGAAUCUGACAGCCAAUACAGUACAUACAAGCCACACGCACGCACGCACAAUGCAGGCAGGACAGGAUGUGCUGUGAUAUAUGCUCUUACGUCUCCUCGAUGGCUCUCCAUGGUGUGCAGUCGAUUGGCCAACUUCCGCAUGUCCCAAAUGUUCACCUUCUGCAAACAAAAUGACAUAGCCAGGCAGGCGCCAGCCGACACACACCGAUAUAUCGACACAGCAGGCCAUGGGAUGGGAAGCGGUGUGUAUGUGAUGUGUAUGUUGGCGUAUAUACGUGGUCGGUGCCUCCCGUGGCGAUGAGAAAUGGGCUGUAUGCGUUGAACGUCAGCGAGUUGACCUCACCCUGGUGCGCCUCUACCUGAUUGAUAUAUUGACCACACACACACAGACAGACAGACAGACAGGUCGAUCGGCCUUGGUGCAGUGGGUGAGUGGGUACCACGUGAGCGGGCUUCUCCUUGUUGUCGGUCCGCAUGUCCCAACUGAUAAAUGGAUGGAUGGAUGGACACAGACGGGCAGACACAUGAAGACUGAGUCUGGUUGGUUGCGGCUCGUGUGCAUAUGUGCGUGUGUGUCUAUGUAUGUCUGUAUGUGGGUGGGUGGGUACAUCAUGAGUUUCUUGUCGUCGGAGCAGCUCCCAAACAGGUGCUCAUUCGCAUGGCUCCACGCCACGUCCUGAAACAUCCAUCCAUCCACAUGUCCUACUGUCACCCUGCUCGCCUGCCGGCCUUUCUGUCUGCAUGGCUGACCUCUACAGCAUUGGCAUGGCCCGUGAAGGUCGCCACUGGCUCACACACACCUGGACGGAUGAAUGAAUGAGCAUACACACCGCACAAGGAAGGACACCCAGACAGGCGCGUCAGCAUCCAUCCCAUCCAUUCCAGAGUGUGUUGUGUUGUGUUGUGUUGUGCUGUGUGGCUUGCUGACUGACCUGCAGCCGGACCAGCGCCACUAGCGUUGCCCCCACUGGCCGCUGCGGCGCUUGCAGCAGUCCCGCCGCCCUCGACGUCCCACACGCAGAUGCGGGCAUCCUCAGCACCAGACAACAGGUAGCCCUUGCGGAACGGAUUCCACGCCAAUCCCCAACUGAUGUAUGCACAAGUCAAGUGAGUGAGCCAUCCAUCAGAUAAGUUGCCUUGCCCGUCUGUCCGUGUGUGUGUCCGCCCGGCUCAUGUGACGUGACUGACCCCUCCUUGCGGUGGCCUUUGAGAGUCUUCUGGGGGCACACAGUAUCUGCUCACACAGGAGAGGGACAGGACUGGGUGUGCUGCCCUUGCUGCGCGUGUGCGAUGCGAUGCCUUCCUUGCUUACUGUCUUUGGGUGUGCUCUGGUGCUUCGAGUAGUCAAACAGCAACACUGAAUGAACACACACAACAACACACAGCCGAAACAAUCAGUGAUCAUGUGGUGUGCGCUGCGCGUCGAAUGGCCCGUCCCGUCCCAUAGACAUAGAUAGAUGCACAGAUGCAUGCAUACAAUCAUACAUACCAUCUCCCUGUGUCGUUUUGGUUGCGAUCUUAAAGGGAUCCUGCGGCAUGUGCAACGCCCUGGAGGGAGAAGACACAUACAUACGCAACAACGACAUGACAUGACAUGACAUGCGUGGUGCUCUGUGCAUUCAUUGAUGUGUUGUGUGUUGUGUUGUGUUGUGUUGUGUUGUGUGUAUGGCUGACGUACUCACCUGUUGACUUCGCUGGGGUGGUUUAUCCGGGCGAGAAUGGUGAACUUGGGACCCUCACCAGACACACCAAACCCACCGUAGUCUGAUCGAUGGACGAAUGGAUGGAUGGGUCACAAACACACCACAGCACCCAUCCAUCCCCUGCCUGUUGUACAUCCUCCCCCUCGCUCAGGCAAAGAGUGCCGUCCGUCCGUACCUCCGUGUGUUUCAUACUUGCGCACAUCGAUCUCUGCAUCCUCCUUCGGCAAACGAACCUGAAUGAAGGCACACAGAGACCCAAAUCGUCGUCCACUGUCUGCGCCGCCCAGCCUCCCUCCCUCCCUCCCUCCCAGCGAACCUCGGACACGAGCAGGUAGUUUUGUUCAUCGCCGGCCGUGUGUGUGCCCAGCACCAUCUUCUGGAUCGUGUAGUCGGCGCCGGCGGGGCUGCCACACCACACAAGCCAAACACACCACACCACACCACAUACAUGACACGUCAGUCACGCGCACCCCGCGAGGGAGAUCUGGGUCUGUGUCUGACCUUUGUCCGCCGCCGGUGAUGCAGUCGACGGAGAGCGAGGGCCACUCGAGUGCGGUAGUGAUGACGACGUCGUAGAGGAAGGGGGUGUUCUUCUUCCAUAUCUUGUAGUCCUCGUUGAUGAGCUUCUCGUCCACCUCGUCGGGACCGUCAUCCAUCAUCAUGUCCUCCUUCUCUGCCAUUGUGGGUGACGGUGGACCCAAUCACGGGGGAAGCACAGAGAGACGCACAAACCAGAGAAACGCCUCCAGGGUCGCUUGGUUCG